Messenger RNA from Raphanus sativus (radish), 1903 nucleotides. RefSeq lists its product as uncharacterized. Bases 99 to 1799 code for a protein of 566 amino acids. The transcript has a single exon. Lineage: Eukaryota; Viridiplantae; Streptophyta; Magnoliopsida; Brassicales; Brassicaceae. The record is from RefSeq and is a predicted model, not a curated record.
CUUUAGACUUUAGCGUUAUUUAACACAAGCUAGCUCAUGACUUAACAAAAUUACAAAACAAAAAUCAAAUCUUUUACACCAAACCAUAAACAAAAAAAAUGCACCGACCAUUUACCGGUGAUUCACCACCACCAAACUGUCUUCACGGAUGCUUCUCGUCGUCAUCAUUCUCCGGAGACGUCACCUCCUCCGAUCCACCUCAAGGUCCAACUCCCACCGUCACUUCCGCCACUCUCCGCCGUAAUUUUGCUCAAACCACCGCCUCCACUAUUUUCCCGGAGACCCAUUUCACCAACCGGAACUCUCUUCCUUCCCUUCAAGAAUCCUUCUCACAUUUCACCCAAGCUUACCCUAACUACACCGACACUUACAAGAUCGACCGUAUCAGAUCCGACCACUAUUUCCACUUGGGUUUGACACAUUACACGUGUCUCGAUUACAUAGGAAUCGGUUUGUACUCUUACUCACAGUUACUCAACUACGACCCUUCCACUUACCAGAUCUCUUCUUCCUUGUCUGAAAGUCCCUUCUUCAGUGUCUCUCCCAAGAUCGGUAACUUGAAAGAGAAGCUCCUCCGUGAUGGAGGUCAAGAAACAGAGUUCGAGUACUCUAUGAAGCGAAGAAUCAUGAGCUUUCUCAAGAUCUCCGAAGAAGAUUACUCAAUGGUCUUCACCGCCAAUAGAACUUCUGCUUUCAAGCUCGUCGCCGAGUCUUACCCGUUCUCGAAACGAAAGCUUUUGACGGUUUACGACUACGAAAGCGAGGCCGUAGAUGAAAUUAACAGAGUCUCUGAGAAACGUGGAGCCAAGGUAGCUGCAGCGGAAUUCUCAUGGCCAGGAUUGAGAAUCUGUUCGUCUAAGCUGAGGAAGAUGGUCACUGCUGGGAAAAGCGGAAGCGCUAAGAAGAAGAAGGGUGUUUUCGUAUUUCCACUUCAUUCUAGGGUUACUGGAUCGAGGUAUCCUUAUCUAUGGAUGAGUGUGGCGCAAGAAAACGGGUGGCAUGUUAUGAUCGAUGCUUGCGGGUUGGGACCGAAGGAUAUGGACAGUUUCGGUCUUUCCAUAUAUAAUCCUGAUUUCAUGGUGUGUUCGUUCUACAAAGUGUUUGGAGAAAACCCUUCAGGAUUCGGUUGCUUGUUCGUCAAGAAAUCUACUAUUUCGAUUCUUGAAUCUUCCACUGGCUCAGGUAUGGUUAAUCUCGUACCUACUGACGAUCCGGUUUCGUUACAGUCUUUGGAAAUCAGCCGGACACGAAAAGAAUCUGAAGAAGUAGAUGGCUUUAGUUCUGGAAUCGAAUAUAGAGGUCUAGAUCAUGUGGACUCACUUGGGUUGGUAGCAACAGGGAACAGAUCAAGAUGUUUGGUCAAUUGGUUGGUAAGUGCUCUCUACAAACUUAAACAUUCUACAACUAGCCGUCUGGUUAAAAUCUACGGUCCAAAAGUUAACUUUAAUCGAGGACCAGCCAUUGCGUUCAAUCUAUUUGACCAAAAGGGAGAGAGAAUCGAACCUUUUAUCGUGCAGAAGCUAGCUGAUUGCAGUAAUAUCUCUCUCGGACAAGGGUUCGUCAAAAAAAUAUUGUUCGAGGACGAGUAUGAAGAGGUGAAAGAUAGAGUUCUUGAGAAGAGAAAGAACGAACAGGGCAUCUCUGUUCUCACUGCCGCAUUAGGGUUUCUCGCCAAUUUUGAAGAUGUUUAUAAGCUUUGGAUUUUCGUUGCUCGGUUUUUGGAAUCAGGGUUUGUGGAGACGGAGAGUGUGAGAUGUGGAGUUCAUGUUUUUGAGCAAAAGGGCCGUGAAAUAGUGUAGUGUCUUUGUUGUAAGAGUUCUUGUACCUGUGGCCAAGUUCAGGUUCGGUUACCACUUUGGUUAUAAGUUGUAACUUUUAACAAUGAACUUUGCUUUGUUUGUUC